AUGAGGCUCUCUCAUAUCGAACGUCGCUUAGAAUAUCAGGUUGAGUUGACAAAGUUUAUAUUCAAUGCUUAUGAUGAAUUGAUUGAACAUGGUUUAACACAUAUUUCCUAUCACGAAAUACAAUUGAGACUUAAUGUACUCGAUAAGGACUGGCAUAGGUUUACGGUCACACAUGAUGCUAUCAAUAUAGCAAUAGCGCAAUUGGAUAAAGAGGAAAGAGGUCAGAUUAAGGAACAUAUUUACUUCACUGAAGAUCUCUUCGCUACUACACUUAAAAAUUAUACAGUCAACAGUGGAAGAAUACAAUCCUUAUUGGAUUCUGAACAAGGAAUUGGGAACGGAAGUACAUCUACUCAAUCGUCAAACCCGACGUCAUCAAGCAUUCCGACCUUUUCAUAUCCAGCAAGGUUACCUCGGAUAGAUCUUCCGAAGUUUAAUGGUACGCCUUCUGACUGGCUAUCAUUUAAGGACUUGUUUAAAUCCUUGGUCCUGAAUCAAUCAACGCUGACGGCUGUUGAAAAACUACAGUAUCUAAAAACAAGCUUAGUUGGUUCUGCUGCUCAUCACCUCAAAAACACAACGCUCAGUGGUGACAAUUUUGAAGGAGCUUGGACAACUCUGAGUUCAUUCUAUGAGAACAAACGCUUGCUAGUGAAUGCAGCGCUACAUUCGCUCCUGAACCUGAAACGAAUAUCUAAGGAAUCGGCACGCGAGUUGGAGCAAUUAUAUACAAACUUACUACAAAUAUAUCGUUCCUUGGAAGCCUUAGACCGACCGGUUUCACAGUGGGAUGAUUUCUUGGUAUUUGUGGCAACACAACGACUUCAUUCUGAAUCAGUCAAAGCAUGGGAGCUCUUUCUGGGAAGCUCGACGGAUCCACCUACAUGGACUCAAUUCAUUGGGUUCCUUAUAACUCGAUUGCGGACACUUCAAGCUUAUGAAAGAUCAAGGAUUGGAAAAUCGGAUCCUCAUUUCAACGCUGUCAAGGCUCACUUUCAGGGAAAGUCUAAAGAGGAUAAGAUCCAUAGUGAUAACAAUUGUGCCAUUUGCAAUGGUAAUCACUACACCGCUUUGUGCAAGCAAUACUCUACUAAGACACGUACACAAAAGCUCUCGAUAAUUGCCAAACACAAACUGUGUUACAACUGUUUAGGAUCUCAUCGGGUUUUAAAUUGUCCUACUACAAGAAGGUGUAAGAAGUGUGGGAAAAGGCAUCACACUUCAAUACACACGGAUAUAGCUCAAGUUGCCACAAGCAAGGUAGACGGAGAAAAGGCUACCAAGUCCUUAGACAACUCUAUGGCUAAACCAACUGAGGCUCAAGUGCUAUAUUCAAAUGCCCAUCAUAGCACAUUCCAAGUUCAAACGCUUUUAGCAACGGCUCAAGUUCAAGUUAGUAGCCUUGAAGGAAAUACUACAAAGGCAAGACUGCUCCUAGACCAAGGCUCUGAAAUCUCAUUAAUAACAGAAAGACUGGCUCAACGACUCAGACUGUCACGUCAACGUUCUUCAGUACCUUUGGUUGGAAUUGGUGCUCAACCCUCUAACACAACUAAAGGAAUUGUUCGUUUCAAAAUAAAGCCACAUUUUGAUUCAAGAUUUGAGGCGGUUAUCUCAGCACACGUUCUGCCUAGUCUUACUACAACAAUACCUGCAAGGGAAAUUUGUCAAAAUUCAUGGCUUCAUCUGAAAGGGCUACAGCUAGCAGACCCUCUGUUCUCAACGCCAGGUCCAAUAGAUCUCCUGUUGGGGGCUGAUGUAUACGGACAGAUUUUAAAUGAGGGAGUCGUCAAAGGUCAAGUGAACUCACCUAUUGCUCAAUCCACAACGUUAGGCUGGAUUAUCUCAGGUCCAACAGGCAAAGAGGUUUCUCAUCGACGAUUGCAGAGUUAUCAUAUCUCAUGUGAUAAGGAACUCUGUCUUCUUAUGCAAAGAUUUUGGGAACUAGAAUCGGUUCCAACAGCACAUCGCUCGUCCUUGACACCAGAGGAACAGGAGUGUGAAAAACACUUCCAAGACACACAUUCAAGGGACUCACGAGGGAGAUAUGUUGUUAAACUGCCCUUCAAGAAAUCAGUUGAGAGAUUAGGCGACUCAAGACACAAGGCAGCCCUUCUCCACAACAAAUUGAUACGACGUUGUGCAAAAGAUCAAAAGUAUGCACAGACUUAUACGGAGUUCAUGUCUGAGUAUCAAAGAUUGGGACAUAUGAGACAGGUGCCUGAUUCAUUAGCAGAACCUUCAUAUGCCUAUUACCUUCCUCAUCACGGUAUCUGGAAAGAGAAUAGUCUUACAACUAAGUUGAGAGUUGUCUUUAAUGGAUCGAGUCCAACCACCUCAGGUUAUUCUUUGAAUGAUCUUCUCCAUUUAGGAGCCAAGUUACAAGUGGAUUUAUUCAAUGUACUGCUUUGGUUUAGACAGUUUCGUUACGUCUUUUCUGCUGACAUCGAAAAGAUGUUCAGACAAAUAAAGGUGCAUCCUAAUCACUGGAGGCAUCAACGCAUCUUCUGGAAUAAUCAGAAUCAAGAAAUUGUUCCUUAUGAACUUACAACGGUUACAUACGGUCUGGUGUGUGCGCCUUUUCAGGCCCUACGAGUCAUUCAACAACUCACUGAAGAUGAAGGACAUAGAUUUCCUCAAGCUGUCUCUACAAUGACACAAGGUCGUUAUGUAGACGACAUUUUCGGAGGUGCUGAUACAAUAACAGAAGCUCAAGAACGUGUUAUUCAGGUAAACCGUCUCUGCAUGGCGGGCGGUUUUCCGCUGCAAAAGUGGGUUAGUAAUGACGCUAACAUUUUGAGCUUUAUUCCACCGGAGAAUUGUCUUAGUUCACGCAAUGUUAAGAUCAGCGACGAUCUUGUGAUACACUCCCUCGGUUUACUGUGGAAUCCAAAUAAGGAUGUCUUUGAUUUCCAACUGGGUCCAGUUGCAACGGAAAUCAUCACUAAAAGGAUUAUGCUUUCUACUAUAGCAAAGAUAUUCGAUCCACUCGGCUUUCUGUCACCUGUUACAGUAGCAGCAAAAAUAUUAAUCCAAGAACUAUGGACGAUGAAGAUCGAGUGGGAUCAACCAUUACCUCCCCGAGUAGGCAAUAAAUGGACCAAGUUCGUCAAUAGCUGUCAAGAUAUGAAUAAACUCAAGUUUCCAAGAUGGAUUGGUACUACCUCUGCAUUCUCUCUGGAAAUUCACGGAUUUUGCGACGCGUCCUCCGACGCCAUAGCUGCAGUUGUCUAUAGCCGAAGUAUUUCUACUGAAGGACAAGUUGUCAUUCAGUUUGUAUGUUCAAAAACGAAGGUUGCUCCUCUGAAAAGACAAACUAUACCUCGUUUAGAACUUUCAGGAGCGGUUCUCCUAGUGAAAUUGAUGUGUCAAGUAUUACGUAUCCUUGGUAGGAUAGACACAAAGGUUUAUUUAUGGACAGACUCCGCUAUUACUCUCACUUGGGUCACAAGUCAUCCAUCAAGAUGGAAGGAAUUCGUACAAAAUAGGGUGUACUUCAUUCAAGAUACACUACCUUCUGCCAAGUGGAACCUUGUUCCUGGUACAGAAAAUCCUGCUGACCUCGCCACACGUGGGAUUACUCCCAUUCAACUCGCCGAAAUGAGAACUUGGUGGCAUGGCCCGACAUGGCUUUUGCAAUCACCACAUCAUUGGCCUUCUGCUUCACAACAAGAGCUCACAGGAGAUCAACUAGAAGAGCGACCUCUCAAGGUCCAUAGUACCCAGGCAAAUUCAUCACAACCUUGGGAGCUACUUGAUCGAUAUUCAAGCCUCAACAGAUUGUUACGUAUUACUGUCACGUGUCAAAGAGCGUUAUCGAAGUUUAAACGAAUUCCCGACCCGAUCGGUUCAAUUUCUAUUACUCCAACAGAGUUAAAUCUGGCGAAACAAUUCUGGAUCAAAGAAGUUCAACGCUCUGCAUUUCAACGUGAAUUGUAUCUUUUAUCAGAAAACCAAGUAUUGCCUAAAUCCAACUCACUUAUACGGCUUACACCAUUCAUAGAUGCAAUGGGCAUCCUACGAGUGGGCGGACGCCUUCGAUCAUCGAGGUUAUCCUACGCUACUAAGCAUCCUGCAAUAUUGCCGAAGGAUUCAAGCUUCUCUUCACUGGUAGUAAAUGAAGCUCAUCUUAGAUCGCUUCAUGGAGGAACUCAAAUUACAACCUCCUUCAUUAGAGAAGAAUUCUGGAUCAUUGGUGGUCGAGCUUCGGUGCGACGUCACAUUAUCAAGUGCGUCAAGUGUGCUAGGUUCAGACAACAAAGAGCACAACAACUGAUGGGACAAUUGCCUCCUGAAAGAGUCACGCCUUCACGGCCGUUCUUGCAUUCUGGGGUAGACUAUGCAGGUCCCCUUAUUAUCAAGACUUGGAAAGGAAAGAAUGCACGCACUUACAAAGCGUAUGUUGCUCUUUUUGUAUGCUUUGCUACCUCUGCGGUACAUCUAGAAUUGGUCACCGAUUACUCUACCGAUGGUUUCAUAGCAGCAUACAAAAGGUUUACAGGUAGAAGAGGAGUCUGCGCUACCCUUACUAGUGAUUGCGGUACAAACCUCAAGGGAGCAGACGCAGAGCUUCAACGGCUCUUUAACGCCGCAACCAAGGAGGCUCAACAUUUGGCAACCUUACUGGCGAAAGACGGUACUCAUUGGAAGUUUAAUCCUCCAUCCGCUCCUCACUUUGGAGGUAAAUGGGAGGCGGGAGUCAAAUCCAUGAAAUUUCAUUUUAAAAGGAUCAUUGGAGACACGUUGCUCACAUACGAAGAACUGAACACGCUUCUAAUACAGAUCGAAGCAGUUCUUAAUUCAAGGCCGUUAUGUCCUCUAACGGACGAUCCUGACGAUCUCACAGUUUUGACACCUGGUCAUUUUCUGUUGGGCUGCACUCCAACCGUUCUACCUGAACCUUCUCUAAAUAAUGAAAACACAUCACGCCUAUCUCGAUGGCAACUGUUAAGAAAGAUGCUGGACUCCUUUUGGACACGAUGGUCAUCAGAGUAUCUUCAGCGUUAUCAAUCUAUCUAUAAGUGGAAUCAGUCAAGCCCAUCGAUAGCUGAAGGCAACAUGGUGCUGGUGAUAGAUGAGCGUUUUCCACCAGCGAAGUGGCCAUUGGGACGAGUUAUACAAGUUCAUCCUGGUGCGGACGGUCUCGUACGAGUUGUCACGGUCAAAACUCAAACAUCUGAGUUAAAAAGACCAAUUGCAAAACUUUGUAUUCUUUCAAUCGACUCUCAUAACACUCAUUAG
Messenger RNA from Linepithema humile (Argentine ant), 5241 nucleotides. Lineage: Eukaryota; Metazoa; Arthropoda; Insecta; Hymenoptera; Formicidae. The record is from RefSeq and is a predicted model, not a curated record.